This is a messenger RNA of Drosophila willistoni, 2485 nucleotides long. RefSeq names its product cytochrome P450 4g15 (gene Cyp4g15). Bases 395 to 2167 code for a protein of 590 amino acids. The record is from RefSeq and is a predicted model, not a curated record. The transcript has 5 exons. Gene Ontology annotation, molecular function: oxidoreductase activity, acting on paired donors, with incorporation or reduction of molecular oxygen; iron ion binding; monooxygenase activity. NCBI's taxonomy places the organism in Eukaryota, Metazoa, Arthropoda, Insecta, Diptera, Drosophilidae.
AUUUAUUUUCUCUGUAAAUCUGUGUUUGGGUAAGCUUGGGUCAGUAGUGCGCUGAACGAGCAGCGACCAACAACUAUCCCCCAAAAAGAAACACAUAAAAAACCAAAAAAAAACAAACAACAACCCAAGCGAUCCCCGCAUGGAAAACUUCUAAUCUCUUCUUGUCUCGUGGUGGAGAGUUUCGCGAGUUCGAGUCUGUGCGUCCCUCCCGUGUGUGGGUACGUCCGGUUGGAGUUCAGGUGUUCCAGGUGUAUCCCAUUGUUAUAUGCGUGCCCUGUGGAAUUGUGUGUGUGUGUGCGUGUGUGAUUAAGUCCCUUCACUAUUUUUUUUUUUGUUUUUGGUUUUUGUUGGUUUUACUUUGGUGUGUCGUGUCGUACGAUCGAAAAGUGCUCGCAUGGAGAUGCUAAGGAAAGAUGCCCCAGCGGCUCUGGGGACACCGAGCAGUGUCUUCUAUCUAUUAUUGCUACCCACUUUAGUGCUCUGGUAUAUCUAUUGGCGACUAUCGCGUGCUCAUCUCUAUCGUUUGGCCGACAGGCUGCCGGGACCGCGAGGAUUACCCAUAGUGGGUCAUCUGUUUGAUGUAAUUGGACCCGCUUCGUCUGUUUUUAAAACAGUCAUACGCAAGAGUGCUCCAUUCGAGCAUAUAGCCAAAAUGUGGAUUGGCCCCAAGCUAGUGGUCUUCAUCUAUGAUCCAAGGGAUGUCGAGUUGCUGCUCAGUAGUCAUGUAUACAUUGACAAGGCCUCCGAAUACAAGUUCUUCAAGCCCUGGCUAGGUGAUGGCCUGCUGAUAAGCACAGGUCAAAAAUGGCGAUCGCAUCGUAAACUAAUCGCACCCACAUUCCAUUUGAAUGUCUUAAAGAGUUUCAUUGAAUUGUUUAACGAGAAUUCGCUUAAUGUGGUGCGGAAGCUGCGUGCAGAGGAUGGACGCACAUUUGAUUGUCAUGAUUACAUGAGUGAGGCAACUGUAGAGAUUCUAUUGGAAACGGCAAUGGGCGUAUCGAAAAAGACACAGGACAAAUCAGGAUUCGAAUAUGCAAUGGCUGUGAUGCGAAUGUGUGACAUACUUCAUGCCCGUCAUCGCAGCAUAUUCCUACGCAACGAAUUCAUAUUCACAUUGACCCGCUACUACAAGGAGCAGGGACGUCUGCUCAAUAUCAUCCAUGGCCUGACCACCAAGGUUAUUAGAAGUAAGAAAGCCGCAUUCGAGCAGGGAACUCGCGGAUCUUUGGCCCAGACGGAAUUGCAGCAGAAGCUACAGGAGCAACAGAUACAACAGGCCAAGGAAAAGGAGAAGGAGCAUGGUGAACUGAUUACAUCUCCACCAUCUACCACGGCUACAAAUGAAACGAAAGCCAAUCAAACGCAAACGCAAACACAAACACAAUCCCAAGCGCCAGUGGCUGGUCUAUCGUAUGGCCAGUCGGCUGGUCUCAAAGACGAUUUGGAUGUGGAUGACAAUGAUAUUGGCGAGAAGAAGCGUUUGGCCUUCCUCGAUCUAAUGCUGGAGAGUGCCCAGAAUGGGGCCCUCAUCACGGAUACGGAAAUUAAAGAGCAAGUGGAUACCAUUAUGUUUGAGGGACAUGACACCACAGCGGCUGGCUCGUCGUUCUUUCUCUCGCUGAUGGGCAUACAUCAGGAUAUACAGGAUCGGGUUAUUGCCGAAUUGGAUGGCAUAUUUGGUGAUUCGAAGCGUCCGGCCACAUUUCAGGAUACCCUCGAAAUGAAGUAUCUGGAACGUUGUCUCAUGGAAACACUUCGCAUGUUCCCGCCGGUGCCAUUGAUAGCACGUGAAUUGCAAGAGGAUUUGAAACUUAAUUCGGGCAACUAUAUUAUACCACGUGGAGCUACAGUCACAGUGGCCACAAUUCUAUUGCAUCGCAAUCCGAAGGUCUAUGCCAAUCCAAAUGUCUUUGAUCCGGAUAAUUUUCUGCCCGAACGUCAGGUCAAUCGGCACUAUUAUGCCUUUGUCCCAUUCUCGGCUGGGCCACGCAGUUGUGUGGGUCGUAAAUAUGCCAUGUUAAAGCUAAAAAUUCUACUAUCGACCAUUUUACGGAACUAUCGCGUCUACUCAGAUCUUAGCGAGUCGGACUUUAAACUUCAGGCGGACAUUAUCCUGAAACGAGAGGAAGGCUUCCGUGUGCGCCUACAACCACGUGGUGCAUCAUAAGAAAAAUAGAACAAAAGAAACUUAUAAUCCAUUAAAGAGAAUGUAAAACGAAAGCAAAAACCACAUACUAUACUAUACAUAUUUCUACUUCUACGCAAGUGAUAGUCACCGGUUAUACAGUAAAACUCAAAUAAAAUGAACACAAAACAAAACAAAAGAGAAAGGAAAGCAAGAACUAAUCGCAAAUACUAUUGAUUGAUGAUCGAUACACAAUAUAUGUACACCUAAUUUACUAAAGACCUCUAGAUUAAUAUGUUUUUUUUUUUUUGUCUCGUUUAUUUGGUCGCAUUUAACAACUGAUAUAUGAUAAAAGCAAAA